This is a messenger RNA of Paramecium sonneborni, 1017 nucleotides long. The record is from the annotation of a GenBank genome assembly. Lineage: Eukaryota; Ciliophora; Oligohymenophorea; Peniculida; Parameciidae.
UAAUUGUAUGGCUUCUUAAAAAUUUAUGGAAUUCUUAUCUAGCAAUGAUAAGUUAAGAAUGAAUGAUAUGAAACUGAUUGAAUAAGAAUAAUAUUAUAUCAGCUAAUUAAAAGAUUAAAGGGAAAAAGUAAAAAGUAAUUUUAAUGAUAGAUGGAAUUAUUAAAAAUUGAAUUUAUAAAGAAGGAUCAUGUUAUAUUAGAUUUAUAGGAACAUUUGGAAUAAUUAUAGGAAGAAUGCGAAUAACUUAGAGAAAUAUAUUAAGAACAUGUACAAAAUUAGGAAAAUGAAUUUUACAGAUUGAAUAAAUUAUAGGUAGAAAAAGAUAAUUUAAUGAAAGACAAUAUAGAAUUAAAGGAUGUAAUAUAACAUUUACGAAAUGAAAAUGAAACAUUAAAUGUAUUCAAAAUUAAAUUAUUUCAUAGUCGUUAUAAUUUAAAAAUGACGAUUAGUAAAGAUAGUUAUAAGAAUAAUUGGUUUUAUUAUCAGAAGAAAAUUCAAGAUUAAAGUCAGAAAUUGCUAAAUUGGAUGAACUUUUAUUUACAUAUGAACCUUUAAAAGAUGAAAAUGAAAAACUGAAUGAAAAACUAAAAUACUAUAAGCACGAAAAACAUAAAUUAUCUUAAGAAUUAAAAUAAGGAAAAUAAGAGGUUAAUAGAUAAAUAGAAGAAUUUAAGUCAGGAUAUGUUAAAGAUUUAAAGAAUGAAAUUUAAAGAUUGCAAGAAUACAAAGAACAAUAUCAAUCAUUAAAAAUGCAAUUUCAAGACUUAUAAUAAAAAUGUAUUGAAAUUGAUAAUGAAAAUAAUGAUUUAAAGUAAGAAAUAAAAUCCCUUUAUGAGAAAGAAGAAAGUGAAAUUAAAAUAAAAUCAGAGAUAGAUAGAGUAAAUAUAUAAUUUAAAAUUUAAGGUUAGAUAAGAUUUAAUGUCAGUAAGAUACUAAGAGACAUUGAAAUUAAAUGAAUUAUUUAAUGGUAUGAUUAGUUUGAGCAGUUUAGCAAACUCUAGAGAUCAUUUUAAUUGA